This is a messenger RNA of Aspergillus caelatus, 315 nucleotides long. RefSeq lists its product as uncharacterized. Lineage: Eukaryota; Fungi; Ascomycota; Eurotiomycetes; Eurotiales; Aspergillaceae. The transcript is spliced from 3 exons. Bases 1 to 315 code for a protein of 104 amino acids. The record is from RefSeq and is a predicted model, not a curated record.
AUGACAGCGGCGGUGGCAGCUGUUCAAACUGAGGCGGUCGGUAUGUUCUCACUCUUGAAGUUGAAGCCCACCACCUCGCUUCGGCCAAAUGCAGAUAUCUCUUUGGUAUUUGAUCGAAUCACGGAACUGAGCCAAUACGCCACAGUGCUGACUGGAAAGCUAUUUGCCUCUAUAUAUCAGAAUGACCCUGGUCGCCUAUCCCCUCUGGGUGAUAUUGAUGACAUGAUUCGACUGCAGUUCAUGCUAUCGGAAGAGAUCUCGCGGCUAUAUACUAUACUCCACCAUCAGGGGCAGUCUUCAACGCCCGUCUUAUGA